Molecule: messenger RNA, 801 nt
Organism: Eutrema salsugineum
Lineage: Eukaryota; Viridiplantae; Streptophyta; Magnoliopsida; Brassicales; Brassicaceae
Exons: 3
Coding region: 1-801 (266 amino acids)
Source: RefSeq, a predicted model, not a curated record
AUGCUGCCUGAGAAGCUUUACUUUGGUCCAACCACGUACAUCAAGGGUUGUAGGAUAUUGAUAAGGUAUUCUGUUAGAAGUGUUGCAGACAAGAUUGAUAAUCUUGAGGAGGAGAAAACAUGGUUCAAAGCGCAUCCUCAAUUUAAGCAUAUUUUUCACAUGUUCAAGGAGCCCAACCACAUGAAUCAAGGAUUGUGGAUGCUUCUCCUCCACACUGCUCAUACUGAAAGGCUUAAUGAGUGCUGGAGAGCCUGUGCUUUUAAGUGGACUUUUGACUGUCGUGAUUACCCGGCUAAUAACAAGAAUUUGGGGAACAUGAAGUUUGUCGAGAAGCACUUUGGUAGGAUGGAUAAAAUUAAGAUUGCAGAGGUGAAAGCUAAAUUAGAUGAAAUGAAGGAUACCUCUGUGGACAGAAAGAAAAAGGCACUCCUCAUGUUUUUAUGCAAGGUAGUGAAGGCAAAAUACAAGAGUGAUGGUAACAUUGAUCCGUUCUUGCUCCGAGUUGUCAGUGAUUUGAAUGUGUGUAAAAUGUUCCUUUGGGGGCGUUACACAUUUGAUGACAUGAUGAAGGAGAUUAGGCAUGUGAUGGCAAAGUAUAACGGCAGCGUCAAAGUCAAAAAACAGAAUAUACUUGCUUUUGAGUGUAUUCCUAGCCUUGGCCGCAAAUUCCGAGAAGCUGUACAUGUUCAGAAAGACUGUCUGAGGAUGUGCAAGCACAAGUUCACUGAUGUUUGCAUGAAAGGCAUUCCGUUGGAUGAUAUAAAUGCAGCAAUUGGAACAAGUGCAAAGGUUAGUGUUUGA